Molecule: messenger RNA, 612 nt
Organism: Striga hermonthica
Lineage: Eukaryota; Viridiplantae; Streptophyta; Magnoliopsida; Lamiales; Orobanchaceae
Source: the annotation of a GenBank genome assembly
AUGUACCAAGCUAAGACUGCUCGGAAUAAGGCCUUAUUGAUGAGGCGCUUAGUCAAUAUGAAGUUGAAAAAUGAAACUUCUGUUGCCGAGCAUACCAGUGAGUUCCAGAGCCUGGUAAAUCAGCUAUCUUGUGUGGAGGUGCCGCUUGGAGAUGAAAUGCAAUCUCUGCUACUUCUUAGUUCCCUUCCUGAUAGUUGGGAAACACUCGUUGUUACUCUCAGCAACUCAGCCUCAAACGGCAAACUUUCUAUGUCUGUUGUCAAGGAUGCCUUAUUCAAUGAAGAGGCAAGAAGGAAAGACAUGGGCACAGAUAAGACCCAUGCCCUUGUGAUGGAGAAUCGAGGAAGACCACAAGGCAAGCAACAAAGAAGCGGUAGAGGGAAGAGCAGGGGUAGAAGCAAGGGGAGGCAAUCAGAUGAUCGAAGAUCACAUGUGUGCUAUCAUUGUGAUCUAGAAGGUCAUAUGAAGAAGAAUUGCUAUAAAUGGCUCGAGGAGCAGGGCAAGAGCAAUUCUCAGCCGAAUAAUAGUUCUCAGCAGAAGAACAAGGGCAAGAGUGGUGAAACUCUUAUCACUGUCUCAGAGAUCAGAGUUGUUAAGCUUGGUACACUCUGA